This is a messenger RNA of Caenorhabditis elegans, 789 nucleotides long. NCBI's taxonomy places the organism in Eukaryota, Metazoa, Nematoda, Chromadorea, Rhabditida, Rhabditidae. The record is from the annotation of a RefSeq genome assembly.
CAGGCAGCCAACGUUCAGCCACGCUCGGGAUUCCUAGGCCAAUGGCUGCGUACUCCUCUCGGACAACUUUUUCUUUUAAUUUUUUUCCCACUUUAAUUAAAAUUUUCCGUUAUUUUCUUGCGAAAAGCACUUUAAUCUAAAUAUGCCAACCUCCUCCCCAUGAUAUCGGAAUCAAGGUCGGAGGUCGAUGUUACCGUCAAUGCAGGACUUUCCGGUAGAUUCCUCGUCACAGCCUUUCCAACAAUUUAUCACCUCACUCCACUUGCAAUUCCACAUGAAAUCCAUACUGGAAUCACUGCUAUUCAUCUCCAGGAAACUCUCGGACUUCUAGUUACCGGUGGCCAUAAUCGUGUGAUUAUUAUUUGGGAUGUUCGAAGUGUUUGCUCCGCUCUUUCUGGAUCACAAUAGACAAUUACUUCUUCUACUUCUUGAAUGUCUCAUAAUUCUUCUUAUUUUUAUCUAAUUUAUUGCUUCUCCUUUCUAUUUUGGAUAUUAACUACCAAAAACGCCCAUUCUUCCCCAAAACCAUCUUAAACUUACCAAUAUUUUCCGUUACCCCUGACAGGUUAUCCUGAAUAGUGAUUGUGAUUCUCAAAUUUCUUCUAAUCCCGUUAAUUCCCCAAAUAUUCGAAUGUAACUUUUUUGGAAUUUUUUUGUUUUCUAGUUUAUAAAUAAACAAUAUGUUUGAAAAACAAUCGUAAUUUGCGUUUUAGAUGGUUAAACGGUAGGAAGGGGAAGGAGCGGGCUGCGAACUGCCAUUGCUGCAAGACCACGCAGGCAACGCGUUGA